Molecule: messenger RNA, 708 nt
Organism: Branchiostoma belcheri (Belcher's lancelet)
Lineage: Eukaryota; Metazoa; Chordata; Leptocardii; Amphioxiformes; Branchiostomatidae
Product: alpha-2,8-sialyltransferase 8E-like
Exons: 5
Coding region: 1-708 (235 amino acids)
Biological process (GO): oligosaccharide metabolic process; N-glycan processing
Molecular function (GO): alpha-N-acetylneuraminate alpha-2,8-sialyltransferase activity
Source: RefSeq, a predicted model, not a curated record
AUGCACUUGUGGCACCUCCUGAAGAAAUCCCCCUACCCAGACAAACUCUACAAGACGUGUUCAGUAGUGGGAAACAGCGGGGUGCUGAGGGAGAGUAACUGUGCUGACCACAUAGACAGCGCAGACUAUGUCUUCAGAUGUAACAUGCCGCCUCUGACGGACAAGAGGCAUCUCGCCCACGUCGGCACCAAGUCCAACUUCACCACAGUGCCAAUGUCCAUGCUUAGAAAGUUCGGGAAAAUCAAGGAUUCUCAGGAGGUGAAGGACGGGUGGUACAAUCAGACCCUACAGUACAAAGGCAUGGUCAUCAUCAAGAAACCUAAAGACGCCACGCUGGUGAUGCAGGCUGAGCUGAUGAAGCGGCGGACGGACCUGCGCGUGGCGUACGAGAAUCCCGCACACUUUAUCGGCGUGCAGCGGUACUGGGCACAGCGGGGCCUUCCCAGGAAAAUUACCUCAGGUUUUUACGUGAUCACGGUGGCGCUAAUGCUGUGUGAGCAGGUGAACGUGUACGGAUUCUGGCCGUUCCCGUUUAACGAUUCAGGCGGGAAAGUGCGAUACCACUACUACUCCGCGCCCAUCUUCUUUGCCCCGGAAACGCACGACAUGGCCGUGGAGUACAUGAAAGUGAGAGAACUGCACCAGAAGGGCGUCAUCAAGAUACAUCUCGGGAAGUGUCAGGAGAAGAAACCGAAAAGAAAAUUGUGA